Molecule: messenger RNA, 4660 nt
Organism: Pocillopora meandrina
Lineage: Eukaryota; Metazoa; Cnidaria; Anthozoa; Scleractinia; Pocilloporidae
Source: the annotation of a GenBank genome assembly
AUGGAUACAGAGGACAGACGAAGCGAGGUAAGAAAGGUCCAGUGAUAUUAAUAUCGGUUAAACCUUGUGUAUGAAGUUUCUUUUUCAGUUAAGAUCAAUUAAGAACCAUUGAACUACGCACUCAUAAAUAAGAGGGAUGAAGCAUUUGUAGGAAACUUUCACUUUCGAAGCACUUCUGCACAGACGUCGGAAACUGACUUUCAUUACAAAACAAAAGGAAAAAGUGAUUCAAAGUGCUUAUUCUCUGACUUAGAGCAGCGAUGAAGCAAGGAGUGAAAGAGAUGACGUCCUUGACGAUAGGAACGAUGUUGUUCAAGAUGAAAUAACGCGAAACAUCAGCGAUUCUCCACAACCAGGCGCAUCCGGCUUCAGUCCAACAGAAUUUUGCGUCUGCCCUGAAGAAACAACCCCUUUACUUGAUGUGAAUGAAGCCAUCUGCCCCCGUUGUGGGAAACUCAUCGACAAAACUGUAAAAGAAGCUACGACUUCAGCGACUAAUGAGCCGGGCGCAACAGCAAAUGGCCAUGUUGACGGAUUAAUUUCAAGUCUGGUACAAGGACUAGUCAUUGUUCCAUCCGAAGCAUCUCUCGACGAUGAGAUUUUUUCUUCAACACAAGAAAAUGGGAGCGUAGAUACAGAUCUUCCAUGUGAGGAGGGACAAGGUGGAAUCAAAAUUCCCGUUGAAAGUAAGUAACACAACACGCGUUGUGAGCCAUAAUUCACCUGAUUUGUUACUUUCUCGAAGAAAUAAGGAAUGCUAUUUGCGUAACAUUUCCGAGAUUCAAAACACCAUUAAACAAAAUUAAGACUCCGAAUACUAUUCAAUACACUACUAUGGACACAAAUCAUCUACCUACUUUGCUAGCAUUGCUAUAUGGCUAAUCUAAUAAAGAUUUGAAGGUGUAAUAGCUUCUAAAGCAUUUAUUCCGUAGUCUCCUCCAGAACCUAAUAAGUCUAAACAUUUACUGAUGAUUAACUCGCAAUUGAGAGUAAACGUCCUCAGAGUGGAGAAUAAAGUUUAAGAUGGAAAUAACAGCUGUAUAGAUAAAUAAAAUUAAUACUUCUCUAUACUAUUUGUACCAAAAAAUGCCCCUCUAAAUCUUGCUUUUUUGUCUGUAUUUCACAAGUCAGAUUUGACUUAAAUCAUACUCAGUAGCCUGAAUAAAAUACAGCUUAAACUUCCUAAGUAAUCGUAUAAAUUCACACAAGCAGAAUUACCACUCUUUUAAAAUAGAAAAAAAGCAGUAUCCCCGAUGUAUAGUUUAACAUCCAAACAUCUACAGCUGCAAGGCGCUAAGUCCACUUUGAGAAGGUAAUAGCAGAUGCUUAAGAGGGUUAAGUUGGUUGGUUGAAUCAGGGAAAUGCUUCAGCAUCCUCUUGCCUCCGAAAUUAUACUUAGUUCUUAUGCAAGUUUUUGAAACAGAAUUUUCAAACAUUUUUGGAUUGAUCCACACAAAGAUCCAAAGAAAAGCUCCAAAACAGGAGAAAUCUAUACCAGCUUAAUUGACAUAUCAAAACAACAACAUAAACAACAAUAAUUUAUGACACAUUAAGACAUUGUGUGACAAUGCUGUGAGAGCUUAAUAGGGAAAUAUUAUGAAAACUUUUUGCUUCUAUUGUCGUUGUUGAUAAACUUGUUAUUGUGUUACUUUAGAACGAUGCUAUCAAUUAUCACCUGUAAGAUGCGACAUUACAAUUGUCAAGACCAUUUCCUUAUGAUUGACAAAUGUAGUCAUGUACCUGUUAUAUAAAAUGUAAUCGCUUAAUUGUUCUUUUAGGCACCUCACACCCAUCAGUCCAAGUACCAUGUUCACCUCUCCUUCUGAAGUUCUUUGUGCUGAAACAAGAUCAUAUAGAUGUUAAUGAAAUGUUAUUUUCAUUACAUUUCAUUGAAUAUUCGGAACAGGUAUAGAAAACUGUUAAUACGACACUAACAUAGUAUAAUUGGGCAAAGCUAAAAAAAACUAUCUCCAUUGCAAUCCCAGUGGACUCAAGGAGUCAGUCUCAGAGCCAGUAAUUUUUACUACCAACUUCUUUAAAUGUGAAGCUCACUGGAUUAUUGCCCUAUAAGGUCAGCACUCUUAACCAUUACCAGUAUAUAUGCUGCCAGGUUGAUACCAUCACUGCAUUGUUGAAUUUUCUGCCCAUCAUUAUUAACACUUGAAACCAAUAAAUAUUUGAUGAAUGGAGAGAUAUUGUACUAACCAUCAGCUCAAUAACCUUACAUAUUUGACAAAUUCUACCAGGAAAUGCUCAUUCUUUGAUUUGAACUACAUGUACUAAAUCAACUUCAAUGAUUUUUCCCCUUUGCUUAGGGGAGGGUAACUUCAUCUGUAAGACAGUUGGAGCAACACCUGGGAAUGAGAUUUCAGGUUGUCCCACUUGGUGAGGAACAUUCUACCCAAGCAGAGAGUAAGCAUCUCCACACCAUCAAUGUAGACCAACAAAUUACAGUUAUGUUUCAAUUGCUGAAACAAUGUGAAAGAAAAUUCAUACUGCGUGGGGACACUUUCGAGGUAAAGCAACUAUAGUAAAAUAUUCCAUAAGAAAAUGUUAUGAGCAGGAAAAAGGACCACUCAUUAAGUUGGGUGGUAUCUUGAUUUUAGGGAUCUUGCAAACACUAGAAGAAAGGGAAGUAAGUGAAUAAAAUAUUACUGACAAUGAAGGGGGGGGGGUUACCUUGGUUGGCUUAACACAUGAAUAAUUAAUCUAGGAUUUUAUAUACACUCUUUUUGUAUAUUCAAAAUAACCUGUAAAACUAUGUAAGACUUGGUUCCUUGGGUUGAUAUGCAACAGUCUCUGACACUUUUUUUUUGUGAAGAGGAUAGCAAGAACAAAUAUUUUGUCUUUAACAAGGUCAGAGUGUAGAGACCUAAGUUUCUCAAAUUUUUCCAGAUCCCUGCCCCCCCAAAGACUGACCAACAGCUACAUCCAAAACAAAGUAGACAGCUGACUAAUACAAUUGUUUCUGUGAUUUCAAGAAACACCCCAUAAAACAGAGUGGGCAUUAGGGAAAAACCUCAAUAAUUCACUGAAACUAUAUUUUUUACUUACUUCUCCUAAACAUUCUCAGGUACCUUUGAUACGUAUAAAGUCCUUGUGCCAGAACAGAAUUCCUGGUUCUGUAGCUCAAGUUUGCGUGAUGCCUAUUUGUGAACCUGGGGAAGUUUGUCAGGAUCACAUUAAGAUGACAAUCAACACUGGGCAUACUAUUCACAUCAUGUUAAUUCCUAUCUGGGUAAUUAUAACCAUGUUUAUUAAAGUAUAUGUAUGAAUUCACCUCAGCUUUCUCUGCUAUUCUGUCACUACUAGACAAAAUACCUUUGAAACCUUGUAGAGGGGCUGACAAUGACCUUACAAAGUUUUCUAAACUAUCUACUAGGAAGAGGUCACAUAAUUAUAUUACUUUUAAUCCCUUUGUAGGAAUAUUUUGAGAAUAAUCAACGUUUUAAUUAUUGAAUAAAUUAAAACAAAAUUAAGUAUCAAGUAAGGGAAUUAGUAAUUGCUUUUUAAUAAAAUAGAUGGAGUGGAAUGAGUAAUUUCACAUGGAACGGAUUGCUCUGUAAUAAUUUUUUCUUCUUUCUUCCUUAGUCUUCAAGGCCAGCUGAUCAAGGAGAGUAAAAAAUGCCUCUGUGCCUGGUGAGUAAACUUAAUGAUUCAGAUUAAAACUCAACUCAAAUUAUUGGAUUAAGACUGCACACAAUACAAUAGUUUUGCUUUGUUUAAAUUUGAGUAAACUGUAACCAAACCCUCUUGUUCAAGCUUUUCCAGCUUAUAUUCAGGUGUAUAGAAUUACAAAGUAAUCAGAUAAUAAGUUAUCUUCCAAAGGACUGAUUAGUCAUCAGUAACAGAGAACUGCAACCCCAUGAUUUCUAGUUUAUCAUAAAAAACAAUAAUGUUGCCAUGAGUAGCAUUUUAGUGAUUUUGAUUUUCUCUGAUUAGCAAGUUCUCACUCUAACACAUUCACUAAGAAUAUCCAGAUGGAAUCUACUUGCUGGGAAAAAAUUUCCUUGAAUGAUAUCAGUGGAAUUAGGAAAAUUUGUGCCAUUCUUAACCAAUUUCAGGUUCAAUAGUUGCCAAAUUCUUGGAUGUUAUUUACUUGAUGUACUUUUUUUCCUGGCAGUAUGUAUUUGCAAUUUAACUUAUGGUAACAAAUGAAUGCAUGCAAAACUUGCUAAACAAAAAAACACUAUGCAAAAAGUCCAAUUAAUAAACAUUGUAAUCAUGCUGGUUACAAUGUUGCAGUAAACAAUGCAAACUUAUGCCCUGAAUAUGACCCCAGAUUUGAAAAUUUCCUUAUUGCUCGUGGUGCACUCAUGGAAUCCUUUGUCUAAGCCAGCUCAUUUUCAUGCAAUAGAUUUUUCUACAAUUUUCUUCAUCUUUCCCUAGGAAGUCCACCAGCAGGUCAUAGACUAUUAAUAUUACCACUUAGUAUCAAUUGCCAUUGUGAAUUUUUUGUAAAAUAUAGCUUAGCAUAUAAACAGAUUACAUAUAGUCAAAACUUGCAGUAGCAGCCCUCAUAAUCAAGCAUUAUUUACACAAUGAAUGCAGGGUAUCAAAAUGUCAGUUUAAAUAAUUACGUUAACUUUGUAGGUUAGCUGUGAUAUAAUCUAGCAACAUUAAAUUGAUUUCUUAGAACUAUGAAAUUGGGAAACCAUCC